UCCCGCCGUAUUCGGGCCAGUCCAGGUCUGUGGCUCUUUCUACCGUUUGCUGCUUGUGUGAUAGAUUUGGAGCAAAAAAAUCAGCUCUGCCCGCUGUUUACAUCGGACUCCCGGAGGGAAACCGAAAGCAUACUGCCAGAAGUGAUCUCGGACGGUUGAAAUGGAGUCUCAGGACAGAGACGAAGUUAAGGGACCAGUGCUGCACAUCGUGGUGGUUGGAUUUCACCACAAGAAGGGCUGUCAGGUUGAGUUCUCGUACCCCCCACUGAUGCCAGACGAGGGUCACGACAGCAACCUGCUGCCAGAGGAGUGGAAGUACCUCCCCUUCCUGGCUCUUCCUGAUGGAGCCCACAACUACCAGGAAGACACUGUUUAUUUUCACCUGCCGCCUCUCAGUGGAGACAUGAAGUGUGUCUAUGGGGUGUCCUGUUAUCGUCAGAUAGAAGCAAAGGCCCUGAAAGUCCGACAGGCUGACGUCACCAGAGAGACGGUUCAGAAGAGCGUCUGUGUCCUCAGUCGAGUGCCUCUCUACGGUUUACUUCAAGCCAAGUUGCAGCUCAUCACACACGCCUACUUUGAGGAGAAAGACUUCUCACAGAUCUCAAUCCUAAAGGAGCUGUACGAGCACAUGAACGGCUCCCUCAGAGGCUCCUCUCUGGAGGGAUCUCAGGUUUAUCUAGGUUUAUCACCAAGGGAUCUCAUCUUACACUUCCAACACAAGGUUCUCAUCCUCUUCAAGCUCAUUCUGUUGGAGAAAAAGGUCCUGUUCUAUGUGUCUCCUGUAAACAGACUGGUGGGAGCCCUGAUGACGGUUCUGUCACUUUUUCCAGGUGUGAUUGAACACGGCCUGGUGGAUUCUUCACACUACAAACCAAAGAGCAGCGUUUCAGACGACAUGAGUGUGGUGGAGAGCGGCUCAGGAGCAGAGGAGUUUGUCUCCGUGUCCGUCACCGACAUCGCCAACACCACCAUGGAUCUGGAGCCCCAGCCAGCUGUAGAGUCUCUGUCCUCUGGGAACAGCACGGAGGGCGACAACAACCACCUCAAAGCGCCCUCGCGGACAUCGCCGGAGUCCUCCGAGAGCGACUGGGAGACUCUGGAUCCCAGCGUGUUGGAGGAAGCAGCCCCCAAAGAAGCAGCCGGCGGCGGGCCGGAGCUGCAGGACGCCUUCGACUCCACAGCUGGGACGCCCAUCACAGUGCAGCCGCUGGGGGUGGGCGGUCAGGGAGGGGUCACCCAGGGCCUGGUGUCGGGUCUGGAGGAGGACCAGUACGGCCUGCCGCUCGCCAUCUUUACUAAGGGUUACCUGUGCCUACCUUACAUGGCUCUGCAGCAGCAUCACCUCCUGUCAGACGUCAGCAUUCGAGGCUUUGUUGCUGGGGCAACCAACAUCCUUUUCCGCCAGCAGAGGCACCUCAGUGACGCCAUCAUUGAUGUGGAGGAAGCUCGGGUCCAGAUCCAGGACCCGGAGCUCCGAAGGAUCCUGAGCCUGACCACAGCUGACCUGCGCUUUGCCGAUUACCUGGUGAAACACGUGACCGAGAACAGAGAUGACGUGUUCCUGGACGGGACGGGCUGGGAGGGAGGAGACGAGUGGAUCAGGGCUCAGUUCACCCUCUACCUGCACUCCUUACUCUCCUCUGCUCUACAGCAAGAUAAUGAGAGGCUGCUGGCGGAUUAUGGAGUGCCGUUCGUCGGAGCGUGGAAGAACACACACAACUUCCGCAUUUGGUUCAGCAACAAACAUCCUGGCAUGACAACAAUCACUCCAGGCCACCCGUUCCAGGGCCAGUACAGUGUAGCUGAUGUGAAACUACGACUCUCGCAUUCAGUGCAGAACAGCGAGCGGGGAAAGAAGAUCGGAAACGCCAUGAUCACAACCAGUCGCAGUAUGGUCCAGACUGGGAAGGCAGUGGGUCAGUCGGUUGGUGGAGCCUUAACGAGCGCCAAGUCUGCCAUGUCCUCCUGGUUCUCCACGCUGGCUCAACCUGCACCGGUAACCACAACCUCCGAUCCUGAACCUGCCUCUGAGGUGAAGCCAUGACAGUCGGUGUCCACAAAUGCCCCAGUGACUCUUCCUUACCCCUUAACCCUCUGACUGUGAAGCCUUAGCAUCAGUGGAAUGACAGAUGAAGGAAUCAAGCAGACAAACAAUCACUCAACCAUAAAACCCCGGCGGUGUCCCACCUCAGCCAGCAGAUCCUGGGCUUUGUUCAGCAGCAUUGUUUUAAUUGGAUGAAACUACAGCAAAGAAGGCAGCAAGUUUACUCUACAUCCCAUAAUCACUGCUUUGGAUGCAAAAACCAAACUAAGACAUUAGAGGGUUUCUUUUAAAAUGGACAGCUGCUCAAUGCUGCAGUUGGUGAUGCUGAAUAGGGGAUGUAAAGGCUGGGUUAGGGCUUGCCGAUUUCACUUUGGCAUUCAUACUUUACAGCUUUUCAAUAAUAUGCUGCAAAAAUAAUUUAAAAUGCCUUGGAAGCAGGAUUCUUAAAGAAGUCUACAUUUUUAGAGAGAAUAGUUGUUUUUUUGGCUCAGGAUGUCUGUCAUUGUUUCUGUUGUAACACUGUGGUUGUUUUAGUGAAGUGAAUUUUUAUAAAAUUUUAGUGUAAUGUUUAAUGUUUAUAAUAGAUUCAUUAUGUAACCAGAUAAAAAAAGGGGCAAAACAGAUAAGAUUUCUGCGAAACUAAAAAGUUACUGACACUCGGAGAAUAAAGGAGUUUAAACAAGUUUAUCAAUAAAAAUAUUAAGAUUUUAUUUAAACAAUUUGAAUUUAGGCAAACUCGGAUAUCAAUACAAUUUUUCUCCUCUUAGACUAAUUAUAAGAAAUGGGGCAAAGAUUAGAAAUAAAAAAAAAAACAUAAAUUAGCAGAUUUCCUUUAUAUAACCAUAUUUUACUCUUUCAGCAAACAUUUAAUACAUUCAGUGUUGAAUAAAAAAAAGAGUUAGGGUUAGCUAUCAUUAGCAUUAGUUCUCUAUUUUUUUAUGUAGUAAGUUCUAAAUAUGAAUCAGUUAGUAGAUAUAAGAAAAAAGGUUUAUUUGCUCAAAAUUACUUUUGGCUAACUUUCAAAUGCUAACCAUUUUUCUUCCUAAAUUUAACAUGUUUUUUUUGUUUUGUUUUCUUUAGCUUGGGGAAAUGAAACUAAAAUGUUAAAUCUCCACAUAAAUUAGAUUUUCUAAUAUACAGACUCUCCAGGUGUUUUCACUGUCUAUUUUUUUUUUUACUUGGUCAUUCUUUUAAUCAAAUAAUUAAGCCAAAAUCAAUAAUUUUAGGUAAAUAAUUUCCAAUUUUAUCUAUCUGUCUUUUAUAUUACCCUGCUGCUUUGUAACUCAAUUUAAAGUUAAUUAAAACAUAGUUAAUACGUGUUAGGCUCUAAAAAUCUGAACUGUUUGCUUUAAUUAUCCAAAUAUUAGCUUCCCCCUUUUUUUUGAUGGCUAGCAAAAACUGACACCAAUGCUAACGGUUUUAAUUAGGAUAACACGUUUCCUGAAGUACUGGAUAUUAUAGUUAUUGUUUGGACAUACUUUUUCAGAUAAAAAUAAUAAUUACUGUGAGAACAUUUAGGGACGACAGGCUGAACUCACUUAUUGAAAAACAAAAAAUACACACCAAGCAGUCUGUAAGUUGCAAAACAAAAUAAAAAAUAAUAAAAACCUGUUUCCUCAGGUGAAAGUUAUUUCCUAUUUUUUAAAACUAAAAUCACUUCGUCAUAUUCUUCUACAAGAUACCUAUUUUUGUGUACCUAAUAAUUAAUUAUAUUGAAAAAAAAAUGGUUUUACAUUUUAGCAACCUAAGCUAAUUUAGUUAGCAUUUAGUUUGCUAGCUGAAACACUAAAUGCCUUAGCCACCUUAUUAUUUUUAUUCCAGAGUUUUCACUUCCUUUCAUUUCAUUCACGGUAAUAAUAAUAAUAGUUAUCAUGUGAAAAGUACAUUUUAAGUUUAAAUAAUUCAAGAGCUUAUAAGUUGUACUAUUUAAGUUUAUUUAGUUGCUACUUUGCAAAAAAUGACACAACAGAUUCACAGAAUGUCAAAAAAUAUUUCACUAGUGAAAUAUAUUUUUGUGAGAAAACAUUCAGAGAUCACCCAUAGAUUGAAAUAUAAAUAUUAACCACAUUUUCUUUUUAUUUCAAUAAAAAAUUGUAGAAUAGCAUAAUUAACAGCAGUUUGUGUAGUGUAAUGUAAGAUUUUCCUGCUUUUUAUUUACAAAUGAAAGAAAAGUAUAGAUGUAAUCAGAGGUACUGAGUCAGGAACAACCAUAGCAUUUUAUUGUUGAUUUUAUCACAUUAUAUAUAGUUUAUUCUGACCACUGGUUGUUCUUAUGAAGAAAUCUUGAUACACACUACAUUGUUAUCAGCACUGCUAUUAAAGCAGCCUGUUGUAACCAACUGGGUAUUAUUUAGCUUUUCUUAUAUAUAAUUAAUUAGCUAACAAGUAUUUUACCAUCACAUUAAGCAAUAUGUGGAUUUUAAUAUUUCUGUAUCGAUUCUUUCAACUCAGAUUACCUUUUUAAAAUUUUCUUGAACCUUAUAUCUAAAUGUAUUUUUUUUUAACGAUAACAUUUAGCUGUUUACAAAAACAUAUCAUAGUGAAGGAUAGAAAAAUACUUCUUUCCACUCAGUAAAAAAUACUAAAUUAAAAGUAUUCACUAUCUCUUAUAGUAGAAACAGAAAAAUAUUUUUUUUAAAAAGCAAAAUAUGUCUAGAAAUUUACAAAAACUUUUUCUUCCAAGCUUUUUGAGGAUUUUUUUUUUUAAGAUUAAAAUGUUUUGUUGUAUACAUGUUGCUAUCUUAAUGAAUUAAUAGACUUUUUUUUGCUGCUAAAACAUCCAACAAUGCUGAAACAACCAUAGUGCUGCUACAGAAAUCUUUGAGAAGAAAAAUGUCCGUCCUUUGAGUCAGAAGCAUCCUUUAUUCACAAAGGAACCUCUGAAGGUUGUGUUUGCAGGCUGUCAGUAACCUUUCCCAAACCCUUUUCUACUUUUAGAUAAAUAUAUAUUUGGAGAUUCAUGGAGACCUAAAAUAGCCUGACGACAGCUGACAUAUUUAUUUGUUGUGUAGCGUGUUAUAUAAAGAAGAAAAAUAUCUAUGUUGUAUCAUAACACUGGAAAGAAAAUGGACCACUGUGUUUAUAUAUUUGCACAAGGCAGCCAUUAUACUCUUUUUGUGGAUCUUUACCUUGCGCAGCUGUUCCUUUCUGAAGCGCUUACAGGAUCUGUUCCCUCCAUGCUGCAAACGUACAAUUAAAAACAGUCCUGUGAGCAUGCUCGCCCAGUUUGUUUCCAGAUAGAUGUUAAAUGUUCACUGUGUUGUUUUCAUGUUUUGGAGUCUUUUGAAUUACUUGUGCUGAAUAAGGUUUUUUUUUUUUUAAUCUUCUGAUACAUUUUCAUUUUGUAAUUAAACCGAUUGAAUGUAUUGUGAGCUCAAUUACAUAAAAUAUUUUCUGGAGAGAUGCUUUUGAUGUAUCAGAGAAGGAAGAUAUAAAACAUGUUGCUGUAUAAAAAUAAAUAAAGGUUGCACUUUUAUUUUUCGGAA
This is a messenger RNA of Cyprinodon tularosa, 5529 nucleotides long. It is a transcript of the gene avl9, whose product is annotated as AVL9 homolog (S. cerevisiase). NCBI's taxonomy places the organism in Eukaryota, Metazoa, Chordata, Actinopteri, Cyprinodontiformes, Cyprinodontidae. The record is from RefSeq and is a predicted model, not a curated record. The transcript has 16 exons. Bases 161 to 2044 code for a protein of 627 amino acids. Gene Ontology annotation, cellular component: cytoplasm.